AUGAACUCUUCUUCUUCAUCAACAUAUUAUGAUUUAACUCACCUUCAAACUUUUGACAUAAUACCUAAAUUUUCAUUAUCAGAUUUCAUCCUAUUACCAAAUCAUUUUACAUUACAAGAACAAACAUUUUUAUCAACUCAUUCUUUAAAAAAAUUAAAAAGAAUUUUUGGUAAAGACACGAUAUAUCAACCUUCACAUUUUGAUCAUAUUAUACAUAAUUAUAGAGAAUGUCAAGUAACUAGUUGGACUAGUGGUGAUAAUGAAAUUGAACGAGAAAUCAAUAAUUUAUUAAUUCAAAAAGUUUAUAACUUAUUUCCUAAAGAGAUUAAUUGGUUACCUAUACAUAUUUUAGAAUUGGCUGAAUCGAUUGGUGGGAUCAAAUCUCAUGUUGAUAAUGUUGAGUAUUCCGGCAAUAUUGUGGCAGGAAUUUGUUUAAUUUCUCCCACCGUAAUGAUAUUAAGACAUGUAAAUAAUCCUGAAUGCAGAUUUUCUGUUUUGUUAGAACCUGGUAGUCUUUACAUUCAAAGAGAUACCAUUAGAUAUAAUUUCACCCAUGAAAUUCCUAUUGAUCCCGAACAACACAAAUUUAAAAAUAAUUUAAUACCAAAAGGACAAAGAAUUUCUCUAAUGUUUAGGAAUGUCAAAUAA
This is a messenger RNA of Funneliformis mosseae, 648 nucleotides long. The record is from the annotation of a GenBank genome assembly. Lineage: Eukaryota; Fungi; Glomeromycota; Glomeromycetes; Glomerales; Glomeraceae.